This is a messenger RNA of Meriones unguiculatus (Mongolian gerbil), 2974 nucleotides long. Its product is annotated as vomeronasal type-2 receptor 116-like. The record is from RefSeq and is a predicted model, not a curated record. Gene Ontology annotation, biological process: G protein-coupled receptor signaling pathway. Gene Ontology annotation, cellular component: membrane. NCBI's taxonomy places the organism in Eukaryota, Metazoa, Chordata, Mammalia, Rodentia, Muridae. Gene Ontology annotation, molecular function: G protein-coupled receptor activity.
AUGUUCUGGAUUUUUAUCUUCCAGCUCUUGUAUAUUCCUAAUUUUGUCUGGGCCUUUUCUGACUAUGACUGCUAUGUAACUAUGAAGGAAGAUUUUUACCAUCAAGGAGAUGUGAUGAUUGGUGCAUUUUUUCCUCUUCAUAUUUAUUAUACAUGUAACAAUGUUCCUGAUAUAAAGAACCCAUACUAUUUUAAGGAGAUGUACAUACAGAAUAAGUUUAAGAGCUACCAGUUUGUUCUGGCCCUGGUAUUUGCCACUGAGGAGAUCAACAGAAAUCCUCAUCUUCUACCCAACACAACUCUGGGCUUUGAGCUACAUAUUAGAUUUACUGAAAAGAGUAUCCUUCUUGGCCCCUUUUUUUGGCUCACAAGUGUGAGCAAUCAUCUAUUUAAUUACAACUGUGUAAGGAAGAGAAUGUCACCUGCUGCACUCACAGGAACAUCAUGGGCAACAUCUGCUCACAUUGGGACACUACUACAACUCUACAAAAUACCUCAGCUCUCUUUUGGGGCUUUUGAUUCUACCUUGAAUGACCAAGGUCAGUUUAAUUCUUUCUAUCAGACGGUGCCCAAGGACACAUAUUUAUCACUUGCCAUAGUCUCAUUGAUGCUUUAUUUCAGAUGGUCCUGGGUUGGUCUGAUCCUCCCAGAUGACCACAGAGGGAAUCAGAGGCUGUCAGACUUGAGAAAAGAUAUGGAGAAUAAUGGCAUCUGCAUAGCCUUUUUGAAACUGAUCUCUGGCACCAUGAAUUCACUUUCCAAUGAAUUAUGGAAAAAUCUGGAGGAUGCAUUAUGGGAGGAUCUGGUGAAGAUUCAGGAAUCAUCGGCUAAUGUGAUAGUUAUUUAUGGGGACAUUGUUUCAUUGCAAGGUUUAAUGCGACAUAUUGAGCAAUUGUUAGUGACAUGGAAAGUCUGGAUAUUGAACUCUCAAUGGGAUGCUGAUAACCUUGCUGAUUAUUUCAUGGUAGAGUCAUUUCAUGGAAGCCUCAUUUUUUCACACCACCAUGAAGAGAUAGUUGAAUUUACAAAUUUUAUUCGCACAGUUAAUCCUUACAAAUAUCCAGAAGACACUUACCUUCCUAAGUUUUGAUUUUUGUUCUUCAAGUGCUCAUUUUCUGAGUCUGAUUGUCACCUUUUGGAAAACUGCCAACCCAAUGAUUCUUUGGAGUUACUGCCCGGACACCUUUUUGACCCAUCCAUGAGUGAAGAGAGCUACAAUAUAUACAAUGCUGUGUAUGCUGUGGCCUACAGCCUCCAUGAGAUGAACCUCCAACAAAUACAGACACAGCCAUAUGCUAAUGGAGAAGGAAAGGAAUUCUUCCCCUGGCAGUUCCUUCCUUUCCUAAAUAACUUCCUCCUGAAAAAUCAUGUGAGAAAUAACAUAGUAAUGAAUGGCCAAAAACACUUAGAUAUUCUCAAUUUUUGGAAUUUUCCAAAGGGUCUUGGAUUAAAGGUGAAAGUAGGAAUCUUUUCUUCAGAUGCCCCCUUGGGUCCCGCCUUUUGUCUAUGUGCGCAGAUGAUUCAGUGGCCUACAAAGUUUAUAAAGAUUCCACAGUCUGUGUGCAGUGAGAGCUGUAUGCCUGGAUUAAGGAAGUCUGCCCAGGAAGGCAAGGCUGCUUGCUGCUUUGAUUGUACUCCUUGUGCUGAAAAUAAGAUUUCCAAUGAGACAGAUAAAUACCAGUGUGUGAUGUGUCCAGAAAGUCACUAUGCAAACUCAGAGAAGAGUUACUGCCUCCAGAAAUCUGUGACCUUUUUGUCCUAAGACUUCUUGGGUAUGGCUUUCACCACUGCAGCACUGUGCUUCUCUGCACUCACAACUGUGGUUCUUGUAGUCUUUGUGAAGCACAGAGACACAUGCAUUUUCAAGGCCAAUAUUCAGGCUCUCAGUUACAUCCUGCUAUUGACACUCAUCAUCUACUUCCUCAGUUCCUUGCUCUUCAUUAGCCCAUACAACACAGCCACCUGCAUCUUGCAGCAGACAGCAUUUGGAAUUCUGUUCACUAUGGCUCUCUCCACAGUACUGGCCAAAGCUAUCACAGUUGUUAUUGUAUUCAAGGUCACUGUUCCAGCUAGAUUGGUGAGGUGGUUAAUGGUAUCAAGGACCCCUAACUUCAUCAUUCCCAUCUGCACACUGAUCCAACUUGUUCUCUGUGGAAUCUGGCUGGUUACCUCUACACCAUUCAUUGAUCAUGAUGCUCAUGCUGAACAUGGCCACAUCAUCAUUGUGUGCAACAAAGGAUCAGCAGUUGCCUUUCACUAUGUCCUGGGAUACCUCUGCUCCUUGGCACUUGGGAGCUAUGCCAUGGCCUUCUUGUCUAGAAAUUUGCCUGACACAUUCAGUGAAGCCAAGUUCCUGUCAUUCAGCAUGCAGGUAUUCUUCUGUGUGUGGGUCACCUUCCUCCCUGUCUACCACAGCACAAAAGAGAAGAUUAUGGUGGCUAUGGAAGUCUUUUCUGUGUUGGCUUCCAGUGCAGCACUCCUUGGUUUGAUCUUUGUCUCCAAGUGCUACAUAAUUUUGUUAAGACCAGAUAAGAACUCCCAUCUUGAUAUCAGGCACAAAACCCAUUCAAAAAGGAAUUUUAACUUAAAAUUUAGUUAAAAUGAAAAUUAAUCUGUUAGUAAAUUAUAAACAAAAAAUAAAACCAGUGCUACACUAUUAUAAAUCUUUAAUUAUGUAUAAUACCAUGUGAAUAUUUAAUUAAUUGUACUAAAAUCUCUUGAAAUGGAACCAUUAUUUUAAUCUUAUGUUUGAGAUUUAUGUUUUACACUUUUUCACUAAUAAAAUUUCUUUAUGUUUCUUUCUUUUAGCUGAAUCCCCAUAAUUAGAACAGUGUGGCAUAAACUCAUGGAUAGAUGAUUUCCUUUGGCUACAAAGUGCUAGUUUUGAAGUUGUGUCACCGUGUGUCAGCCAUGAUGUAUUUGUUUUAUCCUUCUCUCGUUAAAAACAAACCAUUAAAUUUUGUGUAAUUAUUUCA